Cooperia oncophora is the source of this 780-nucleotide messenger RNA. The record is from the annotation of a GenBank genome assembly. Lineage: Eukaryota; Metazoa; Nematoda; Chromadorea; Rhabditida; Trichostrongylidae.
AUGUUGACUCUACUGGUUGAUAACAUUAGCAGAGAUAAGAUAUAUAUUUGUCAUUCCCACGUAGUACGAGCGGCCCAGUACUUAUGUGCUGAAGUGACAAUAAGUGGAGGGCGACUCUCUUACGAUACUGAUCUCAAAGGAAGAAAAGCCUCAGCAUAUUUUACCACUGCGGAUAUCCCUCCACAUCUUGUGGAAGUGAUCAACGGAACGAGCAGCAAAGAAGUCGUAACCGCUCGAGAUGUGUGGACUUUCGUGAACGGCGCAUUGAUGAAGUAUCACGGAACUACUGCUUGGCCUUCAGAUUAUCAGGAGGAGGAUGAGUCAGAGAAGGCUGUACCCAACAUUGACACAGAUGGGCCUCCGCCUCUGUCAAAGGCUGAAGACGAAUUGGGCGCUGAAGAUGGCGUCGACAUGGUCCGAGCUACGUCUGGAGCUGUCCCGAUUUCUGCGAAAGUACCUCGUAUUGAUGCUAAUCAGCCCCAUCAUCCGCCCAUUGUUCAGCAGGGACCAUGUCCUUCGGAAAGCGCAUGUGAAAGGCUGUUGGACCAUGUCACAGUCGAGAAAGCCGGUGGUGAAGUCGACGGAAACCAGGAAACCAGUGGACUGAGCACCUUGGAUGGUGAGGUAAAAGCAGAAGUCACUGAUGAUGCAAUGGAAGACGACAAUUAUGAAACUGUGCGAAGUUACAUCAUCAGACAACUCAAAUUGCCCGAUCCUCCCUCACACCCCCCAGCUCCACGCGAAAAUCUGAACCCCACCGAAACUGAACUACUGGAUUGA